Opisthorchis viverrini is the source of this 697-nucleotide messenger RNA. RefSeq lists its product as hypothetical. Lineage: Eukaryota; Metazoa; Platyhelminthes; Trematoda; Opisthorchiida; Opisthorchiidae. The transcript is spliced from 3 exons. The record is from RefSeq and is a predicted model, not a curated record. The coding region runs from base 1 to 294 and encodes 97 amino acids.
AUGGCGGAAACGAAACCCAAACUACCGACAACGGGUUGCACUGAGAAGUUACUGAAUGAAUACCUUGCGGAAAAAGAAAAUUUAGAACAGAUUUUGAGCAAAAUCGGAGAAGAGAAACAUAAGGCUCUGCAACGAAUGGAAGCAGUCCAGAGGAAGCUGUGGCUUCACAAGUUAGAGCUUCAGCGCAGGAAUUAUGAACGUAGCUUAGAAGAGGUCACAAGCAUCAAGAAGCUUAUUGAGGAUCUAACUAGACAAAUCGAAUCGGAGCAGCGUGCAUCCAAGGACGAGCGGUGAGUUCCCAACUGUUGGUCUGGAGAGCUCUGUCUCAGGUUCACCCAGAUCAUGGACAGUUUGCAGUUAUACACAAAUCGACCUGGGCGAUUCCCUGAAAAGAGACUGAUUCCGGAUGAAGGCAAAGGAGACGUACUCAGAAAUGUCGAUACUGGAGAUCCAGAGUGUCCGAUUGUUCCAGAUGCUACUGUGCAACUGAAAGAACCCCAUCAGGAACCGAAUGAAAAAGGGGAGAUGCCGCAACUCUCAGUGCCGGACGAGAAAAGUGAAAUUCAUGCGGCAUGAAGCGACAGAACAAGUUUUCCAAAGCCAUCAUGUUUUGUUUUUUUCAUGAAUCCACAGACAGUUUUUUGGGAACGAUGGGACGCUUUUUAACUCUCGUUGAUUUAAACAUUCUUAGUGUCAG